AGGAGGCUCUGGAAGCACAUGUCUCCUGUCACCAAGAAAGGAGGUGGCAGGAGCACACACAUACACAUACACAAUGUGUCUGUCCUGCGACAGUGUAGAGCACUGCAAGGCGGGGUUACCGAGCGGCAUGGAGUAGAGAGCGAGAGAGGAGGAGAGUUGGAGAGGAGAGGGAGCGAGCGAGCGAGCAGGGCGAGUGAGGAGGCAGCUAGAGCGGCGGCGGCAGCGGAGGCAGCAGUAGCUGCGGCGACGGCGGCGGCGGCGGCUGCAGCAGCGGCGCGGGGUUCGGGGCAGGCUCGCCCGGAGCUGAAGCUCGGCUCCCCCCACUGCCCGGCCCAAGCUGAGCUGAGCUGAGUCGCGCCUCGCCGCGCCAGUCGCGC
Messenger RNA from Phascolarctos cinereus (koala), 377 nucleotides. Lineage: Eukaryota; Metazoa; Chordata; Mammalia; Diprotodontia; Phascolarctidae. The record is from RefSeq and is a predicted model, not a curated record.